This is a messenger RNA of Argentina anserina (silverweed cinquefoil), 1811 nucleotides long. RefSeq lists its product as uncharacterized. The transcript has 6 exons. The record is from RefSeq and is a predicted model, not a curated record. Bases 87 to 1304 code for a protein of 405 amino acids. NCBI's taxonomy places the organism in Eukaryota, Viridiplantae, Streptophyta, Magnoliopsida, Rosales, Rosaceae.
ACUAUUCCCCUUUCCUCCUCAAAAACCAAGCUCUCUCUCUACCCUCCACACUUCCCAAACCCUCCUAGUACGACGCCGUAUUUGAAAUGUCUAGCCACGGUGGAGUUUCGAUCGGUCGGGCUCGGGGCGAGAACCGGUUCUACAACCCGCCCCCGAUUCGAGAACGACAACAACUGCUCCAGAAACAGAAGCUGGAACAGGAGAAAAAACAGCAGCAACAACAACAGCUGUCCGUGUCGGUGGUGGUGGAGUCCGACGACUGUGCCACGUCGCACAGUUCCGGGUCGGGUCGGGAAGCCCUCAGCGAGGCCGCCAAUUUAGAUCGGUUCAUUGAGUUCACCACCCCAUUGGCUCGUGCUCAGUUUUUGCCCAAGACGAGUAGCAGGGGAUGGAGGAGUCAUCGGCCGGAGUCGCAUCCCUACUUUGUGCUUGGAGACUUAUGGGAGUCUUUCAAGGAGUGGAGUGCGUACGGCGCGGGUGUUCCUCUUCUGUUAAAUGGGAGUGACUCUGUCAUACAGUACUAUGUUCCGUAUUUGUCUGCCAUUCAGCUCUAUUUAGACCCAUCAAAGCCUCCCACAAGGAUAAGGAGGCAUGGUGAUGAUAGUGAUGCAGAGUCAUCGAGGGAGACAAGUAGUGAUGGCAGCAGUGAUUGUGGUGCAGAAAGAAGAACAAAUGGUGUUGUUGAUAAAACUUGGAGUUGGCAGAGUACUGCUGAUGUAAAUGGCCUUGGUUGUAAUAGAGUCUUACCAAGAGAUAAACCCUUAACUGGUUCUUCAAGUGAUGAAAGUGAGAUCUGCAACCCUCCAGGUCAGCUUGUAUUUCAGUAUAUGGAGCAUGAUCAACCGUUUGGCCGUGAACCUUUGGCUGAUAAGAUUCAAGUACUUGCAUCCCAAUUUCCAGAGCUGAGGACUUACAAGAGCUGUGAUUUAUCACCUUCUAGUUGGAUUUCUGUAGCAUGGUAUCCAAUAUAUCGGAUACCAACAGGUCCGACAUUACAGAGCUUGGAUGCUUGUUUCUUGACCUUUCACUCCCUGUCGACUCCCUUAAAAGGUACAAGCACUGAUAGGCUUCGUCCCAGCGGUGCACGACCUAGAGAGGUUCAAAAUGCCAGCUACAAACUCUUGUUGCCAACCUUUGGAUUGGCUUCCUACAAGUUUAAGGGUUCCUUUUGGAACCCAAAUGGAGUUUAUGAGUCUCAAAAGGUAAAUUCCCUAUUGCAAGCAGCUGAGAACUGGCUCAGGCUAUUGCAUGUUCAUCACCCUGAUUUUAACUUCUUUGUGUCGCACAAUACACUUCGAAGGUGAUGAGAGCUGGUGCUCGUCAGCUUUAAGUUAUCAUCCCAGUGCGUGACACGGGAUAUAAUCUACUUUUAAGGAUCGUAUUCACUGGCCCGUUUUUCAUGUUAGUGGUUGGAUAACAAUGUACGCACUCCUAUCCUUAAAUUAUGUAGAUUUGCAUCAAAGCAAAGUUGAGUGUGGUUGUGGCUUUUCUGAAGGCUCGAGAUGAAACUGUGAUUUAAAGGCCUUUUAUUGGGAAGUGUGUGAUUCAAAAUGGGCAUCAUGUAUUUUGGAUCAGGGAUUUUGAUGAGUACUCGUACUUUGUUUGCGAUUUCCAGCUUAAGAUGAUAUGAUCCUUCAGGGACAUGUCACUGGGUUUUUACUUUUAUUACUAUUUAGAUGAUGAAGAAAAAAGUUUGCUAGUUCUUGUACAUCUAUGAUCUAUGUAUAGGUGUUAUUCCUUUCGUACGUUUUACUCUUAUUGUACGAAUCGACAGAUAAAUUCAACAAGAAAAUCUUAUGUACCUUUCCUUC